AUGGGAAAACUAUGCCUGGGCUCGAGCCGGGCCGAGCUGCUGCCGCUGUCACAAGAGGAGAGAGAGAGAGAAGCAGAGCGUCGCGGAGAAUUCCGUUGUUCCAGACGCCCUUGGACGUGGCCUGCGUUGGCGAAGGUGGCCACCAUGAUCUCCUGGGUGCUCUUGGCCUGUGCCCUUCCCUGUGCUACUGAUCCACUGCUCAGUGCCUUCCAGAAGGGCUCCCCUCAACUCAUCUGCAGUCUGCCUGGCCCUCAGGGCCCCCCCGGUCCCCCAGGAGCUCCAGGGCCCUCAGGAAUGGUGGGCAGAAUGGGCUUUCCUGGCAAAGAUGGUCAGGAUGGCCAAGAUGGGGAGCGGGGUGACAACGGAGAGGAAGGUGCACCUGGUCGAACAGGUAACCGGGGAAAGCCAGGACCAAAGGGCAAAGCCGGGGCCAUUGGGCGGGCCGGCCCUCGCGGCCCCAAGGGGGUCAGUGGUGCCCCAGGAAAGCAUGGCAUACCUGGCAAGAAGGGACCCAAGGGCAAGAAGGGGGACCCAGGCCUCCCAGGCCCCUGCAGCUGUGGCAGUGGCCAUGCCAAGUCUGCUUUCUCAGUGGCGGUGACCAAGAGCUACCCACGGGAGAGGCUGCCCAUCAAGUUUGACAAGAUUCUGAUGAACGAGGGUGACCACUACAAUGCAUCCAGCGGCAAGUUUGUCUGCAGCGUGCCAGGGAUCUACUACUUCACCUAUGACAUCACACUAGCCAACAAGCACCUGGCUAUUGGCCUGGUACACAACGGCCAGUACCGCAUCCGGACCUUUGAUGCUAACACGGGCAACCAUGAUGUGGCCUCUGGCUCCACCAUCCUGGCUCUCAAGCAGGGUGACGAGGUCUGGCUGCAAAUCUUCUACUCAGAGCAGAACGGGCUCUUUUAUGAUCCUUACUGGACUGACAGCCUCUUCACGGGUUUCCUCAUCUAUGCUGAUCAGGACGACCCCAAUGAGGUUUAG
Molecule: messenger RNA, 987 nt
Organism: Chrysochloris asiatica (Cape golden mole)
Lineage: Eukaryota; Metazoa; Chordata; Mammalia; Afrosoricida; Chrysochloridae
Gene: C1QTNF2
Product: C1q and tumor necrosis factor related protein 2
Exons: 3
Coding region: 1-987 (328 amino acids)
Molecular function (GO): protein binding
Source: RefSeq, a predicted model, not a curated record